This is a messenger RNA of Vicia villosa (hairy vetch), 915 nucleotides long. RefSeq names its product miraculin-like. The record is from RefSeq and is a predicted model, not a curated record. Gene Ontology annotation, molecular function: endopeptidase inhibitor activity. The transcript has a single exon. Lineage: Eukaryota; Viridiplantae; Streptophyta; Magnoliopsida; Fabales; Fabaceae. Bases 175 to 822 code for a protein of 215 amino acids.
UAGAACAAUUAGCAAAUUUUGGCCAAUUGUAUUGUCAAACUCAUUGACCACAAAUCUAGUAUGAUAAUUUUAUGAAUCCAUAGAUAAUUGUAGUGGCAUGUAUAAAUAAAUUGAUGCCCUACCUUUCAUCAUGUCCUCAUUCAUUUGCCAAAACAAACAUAAUACACACACAAGAUGAAGAGCACAAUGCUAGCAGUUCUCCUUCUAUAUUCAUUGUCCUCACAACUAUUACUUCGAUCAGCUGAAGCUUCACCCGACGAAGUCCUCGACACAUUGGGAAAGAAGCUUCGAGCUGAUGCCAACUACUACAUCAUCCCCACAGAGCCAUUUACCAUAUGCGGCUUUGUUAGUUGUUUCAAUACUAGUGGAGGCGUUGCUCUUGAAGCUACCGGUGAAUCUUGCCCUCUUGAUGUAGUAGUUGUGAAACAUAAUCCAGGGUUACCGUUGAGGUUCACACCCGUUAACAACAAGAAAGGCGUUAUUCGUGUCUCGACAGAUCUCAACAUAAUGUUCUCCAAUGAAGCUUAUGAUUCUAGAUGUCCCAACCAUUCUUUAGUGUGGAAGAUUGAUCCUUUUUCUAAGGAAGAAACAUUUGUGACCACGAAUGGUGUAUUGGGCAAUCCGGGUUCGCAAACAAUUGGAAAUUGGUUCAAGAUUGAGAAGUAUGAUGAUGCUUAUAAGUUGGUCUAUUGUCCCAAUGUAUGUCCUUCUUGCAAACAUGUAUGCAAAGAUAUUGGGUAUUAUGUGUAUAAGACUAGGGAAAUGCGUUUGGCUCUCACUAAUGUUGCCUUCAAAGUUAAGUUCCAAAAAACUCAUAAUUAAGAUUUUUCAAUGUAGCAAAAAUAAGUGUGUUUAUAAGGAUUAUUGAGUUUGAUUUUCCUUGUAAAGAUUAAAAACAUAUGAAUGAAUAAAAAU